CAAAGGACGUUGCCAGGAUGGCAAACUUCAAGGGUCACGCGCUUCCAGGCAGUUUCUUCCUGCUCUUUGGGCUCUGGUGGUCUGUGAAAUACCCACUGCAGUAUCUCAGCCAGAAAGUAAAUAAGAAAUCCCACAGGAUUUAUUGUUUCCAGCGUGUGGAUGCCAUCGAAGGGGGAAUCAAAAUCAUCUUUGCUCUAAUAGGGAUGCUGGCAGAACAGUUCGUCCCGGAUGGCCCACACUUGUACCUCUACAGUGGGGAGAACCAUGACUGGGUGAAGCUGAUGAACUGGCAGCACACCACCAUGUACCUCUUCUACGGCCUCUCCGGGGUGGUGGACGUCUUCACCUACAUCUCCCAGGUGGUGCCGCUGGGUCUGGAUCGCCUCAUGCUGUCCGUGGCUGUCUUCGUUGAAGGUUGUCUCUUUUAUUACCACGUCCUUCACCGCCCGAUGCUGGAUCAGCAUAUCCACUCCCUGCUGCUCAUCGCCAUCUUUUCAGGGGCCUGCAGCAUCAUGCUGGAGGUCUUCCUCCGCGACAACAUUGUCCUGGAGAUGUUCAGAGCCGGUGUCACCAUCGUCCAGGGAACGUGGUUCUGGCAGAUCGGGGUCGUACUGUUCCAGCCAUGGGGAGGUCCAAUGUGGGAUGAGAAGGACCACAACAACGUUAUGUUCCUCACCAUGUGUUUCUUCUGGCACUGGGCAGCCGCUGUGGCCAUCCUGGCUAUAAAUUACACUCUCGCUUACUGCUGCAUCCAGAGGUGCAGGAGAGGCAGCGGAGAGCCCUACAUCGGGCUCGGAAUCCGGCAGCAAAAGUGUGACACCAGCUCCCAAGCUGCCUUCUUGAAUGGCUCUGAUGAAGAGUGA
This is a messenger RNA of Balearica regulorum gibbericeps (East African grey crowned-crane), 863 nucleotides long. The record is from RefSeq and is a predicted model, not a curated record. NCBI's taxonomy places the organism in Eukaryota, Metazoa, Chordata, Aves, Gruiformes, Gruidae.